AUGGACGAUGAUAAAAAGGAUUGGUACGAAGAGAAAUGGGACGAGGAGACAGAAGAGGCGGAGAACGACGUGGCGGGGCUGAGCCUUUCCUUCCUUACUGUGCAGGCCCUGCGAUAUGCCAUCAGCGGCAUCCUUCCCAACCAGGAGGGCAUUGAGAGCUGGUCUGAUGCCAUUUCGCACUCUUCGAGGCAGUGUCACCUCUUGAUGGGCUGUGGAGUGGUGUUCUUUCUGCUGUCGCUUGCGGUUCUGAACUCCGAACGCUUGUUGGAGGAGCCGUCAAAAAGGAUGGAGAGGGCAAUUGAGAUCCUCAACAACUACUUUACUUUCGGUUUGUCCUGGUCUCUUUUCUAUGGUGUGCGAUGGCAAAUCUCAGCUCUGCGGUUUACAGAUGAGAACGCCCUCUUAAUGGUUUCCAUAGCGCUCUUCCUAUCCGUCGCGUCGUUUCUGAUGAUAUUCGUGCUGGACAAGGUGGAGGACAACCACUUGUUCGGCCAAGACUCUGAGGUUGCGGAGGGAGCAACUGAGAAGAUGAUCUCAGGUCUAGGCAUCCUCAUCGGAUUCUCCUGGGAGCAGAGCUUCGACACGGCAGUCGAUGUCGUGGCAGAGGGGCUGAGGGAGGACUGUCCACCCCUCAUAUCCAAGAUGAUUAUGUCUGUCAUACUAGUCUUGAUCGUGUUUCCAGCCUGGCGGAUCUACAUUCUGCCAAUGGAAAUGGAGCUCUCGGAGGAAAUGACUGAAGAAGGUGCUCAGAAGGCUGUACUGAAGCAGUAUGCGCAGCAGCAUUUCGACCUAUUUCUCGAAAAGGAGAGGAAUGAGGAUGACUUGGACAGAGCGCACCUUCUCAUGAAGAGGCACAGAAGGACCGCACAUGGUCUCCAGCACCCAGGUCAUGGUGUCCCUUCCGGCCUGAAGCACCUCAUGGUGACAUCAUCUGGGAUCGAGGAGGUGGAUGCGCCAGAAGAACACCACCGACAUGAAAAGCAUGGUGUUCGCUGCUCAGUCGUGAUGGCCUCGCAGGUGUCAAGUAUACCGUGUUGA
Messenger RNA from Symbiodinium sp. CCMP2592, 1038 nucleotides. Lineage: Eukaryota; Dinophyceae; Suessiales; Symbiodiniaceae. The record is from the annotation of a GenBank genome assembly.